CGCUGAGCUCCUCCGCCAUUACGAAGUAGACGCGUAACGCGCAUACGCAGACGUAGAAGCCGGUUAUAUUACUGUUCGGUGCCCUUCAAAUGACACUGUUUCCGUGCUAGCCGCAGUGUAAGGUUCUGUUUUGCCACUUAUCCUCCGAAAACCAAAAACAUGAGUAAAAUUGGAAUCAACGGAUUCGGCCGUAUUGGUCGUCUGGUCCUGAGGGCUUCCCUCGAACGUGGCGGAGAGGUCGUCGCCAUCAACGACCCGUUCAUCGGUCUGGACUACAUGGUCUACAUGUUCAAGUAUGACUCCACCCACGGAAAGUUCAAGGGUGAAGUUACUGCCCAGGACGGUAAUUUGGUUGUCAACGGCAAAAAGAUCGCCGUCUUCAGCGAGCGUGACCCCAAGGCCAUCCCCUGGGCCAAGGCUGGUGCUGAAUACGUCGUAGAGUCUACCGGCGUUUUCACCACAAUUGAAAAAGCUUCAGCUCACUUGGAAGGUGGUGCCAAGAAAGUCAUAAUCUCCGCACCCUCUGCCGAUGCUCCCAUGUUCGUCGUUGGUGUCAACCUCGAUGCCUACGAUCCCAGCUACAAGGUCGUCUCUAAUGCUUCCUGUACCACCAACUGUCUAGCUCCUCUCGCUAAGGUUGUCCACGAUAACUUCGAAAUCGUCGAAGGUCUCAUGACUACUGUUCAUGCCACUACUGCUACGCAGAAGACCGUUGAUGGUCCUUCCGGCAAGCUGUGGCGUGAUGGACGUGGUGCUGCCCAAAACAUCAUUCCUGCGGCCACUGGUGCUGCCAAGGCAGUAGGAAAGGUCAUUCCUUCUCUGAAUGGUAAACUCACCGGAAUGGCUUUCCGUGUUCCUGUUGCCAACGUUUCCGUCGUCGAUUUGACUGUCCGUCUCGGCAAGCCUGCGACCUACGACGCUAUCAAGGCCAAGGUCAAGGAAGCUGCUGCCGCAGGUGGUCCUCUUGACGGUAUCCUGGGAUACACCGAGGAUGAUGUUGUCUCUUCGGACUUCAUCGGCGACAACCGCUCCAGCAUAUUUGACGCCAAGGCUGGAAUCCCGCUGAACGACCAGUUCGUUAAACUCAUCUCCUGGUACGAUAACGAGUUUGGCUACUCCAGCCGUGUUAUCGACCUCAUCAAGUUCAUGCAGACCAAGGACCAGUAAAGAGUCCUAGACGAGGAAAUACCCGAGUCAACGUAAUCAUCCCCAAACGCUGCUUCUGUCGUUUUGCGCCAUUUUCGAAGGAAUCGUCAUUGUGGUCAAAAUGCUGGAUGGACGUUGGUAUUCACGGUCAUGGAUAGGUGUAGUGUUGUAAACCGAGAAUCGGGGCGAGGGUGAAGGGAAGGGGACGUACUGUUCGAUGGGAUUCGAAGGGUCGACGUUCCCGUUGUUACAAAUUCUUAUGAGAAGAUUGUUCCGUCGAUAUCUUCCCCGCUGCCACGAGUACAAACUAUAGUCUAGCCGACUAUUAACUUCGUAGACAGUUUUUCGUUUUGCUGAUUCAAGGAUUAAUGAGAAAAAUUUGUUUUAAAUAAAUCUUUUAAGUGAUAUCCCUCGCCUUGUGCUCCGAACUUUUAAAAAAUUUCAUGAAACGCGGUCUAUGAUUGUCGAUGUAAUUUGCAUAGUUCAUUGUAAUUCCACCUAUGAUGAUAAUUACAUAUACACUUUUACGUGUUAA
Cephus cinctus (wheat stem sawfly) is the source of this 1681-nucleotide messenger RNA. RefSeq names its product glyceraldehyde-3-phosphate dehydrogenase 2. Gene Ontology annotation, biological process: glucose metabolic process. The record is from RefSeq and is a predicted model, not a curated record. Bases 160 to 1167 code for a protein of 335 amino acids. Lineage: Eukaryota; Metazoa; Arthropoda; Insecta; Hymenoptera; Cephidae. The transcript is spliced from 5 exons. Gene Ontology annotation, molecular function: oxidoreductase activity, acting on the aldehyde or oxo group of donors, NAD or NADP as acceptor; NAD binding; NADP binding.